This is a messenger RNA of Penicillium subrubescens, 2724 nucleotides long. RefSeq names its product chitin synthase C (gene chsC). The coding region runs from base 1 to 2724 and encodes 907 amino acids. The transcript has 7 exons. Gene Ontology annotation, molecular function: chitin synthase activity. Gene Ontology annotation, cellular component: cell periphery; cell septum. The record is from RefSeq and is a predicted model, not a curated record. Lineage: Eukaryota; Fungi; Ascomycota; Eurotiomycetes; Eurotiales; Aspergillaceae.
AUGGCUAACCCCAUGCCGACGUCUCCCCAUUCCCCUCGGGCCCAUUCACCAAAUCUGUCUCAUUCGCCUCAAGCGAGCGAGAGUAGCCUGUAUUCUCACAAUGCUCCACGUGAGCACGGAUACGGUUACGAAGAAAAAAACGACCACUCUGAGAGCUCCCAGUCCCUCCUCUACCGGAACCAACCAAGCCCCCUCCAGGCGCCAUACGAUGACCCCUACGCUUCCUCCGAUUCUUUGCGACGCUAUACACUGCAGGAUCCGGGUGUAACAAUUUUCCCCGAUGGACCCUAUCAGGAUCCUACCGCCGCAGCGGGGCUCAAUCGCCGGUCGGGUAUACAGUCUCCCAUGUCAGAGACUCCGUCGGAGGCCUGGCAGCAACGGCAAGCACCUGCAUCGGGCCUGCGCCGUUAUGCGACCCGAAAGAUCAAGCUUGUUCAGGGUUCUGUGCUGAGUGUGGACUAUCCGGUGCCCAGUGCCAUUCAGAAUGCUAUCCAGCGGGAAUACCGGGAAUCAGAGGAAGGGUUCCCAGAAGAAUUCUCCCAUCUGCGCUAUACGGCUGCCACUUGUGAUCCCGAUGAAUUCACCCUGCGCAACGGAUACAAUCUUCGACCAGCCAUGUACAACCGACACACCGAGUUGCUGAUUGCCAUCACCUACUACAACGAAGAUAAGGUCCUCACAGCCCGAACGCUCCAUGGUGUGAUGCAGAACAUCCGGGACAUUGUGAACCUCAAAAAGUCAGAGUUCUGGAACAAGGGUGGCCCGGCCUGGCAGAAGAUUGUGGUCACCUUGGUCUUUGAUGGUAUCGAUCCUUGCGACAAGAAUACUCUGGAUUUGCUAGCCACGGUCGGUAUUUACCAGGACGGUAUCAUGAAGCGAUCCGUUGAUGGAAGAGAGACGGUUGCGCACAUUUUCGAGUAUACCACGCAGCUUUCCGUCACUGCUAGUCAGCAGUUGAUUCGGCCCCAGGGCACCGAGUCAACCAACCUCCCACCAGUCCAGAUGAUCUUUUGCUUGAAGCAGAAGAACAGCAAGAAGAUCAAUUCCCACCGUUGGCUGUUUAACGGCUUUUGCCGUAUCUUGAACCCUGAAGUGGUUAUUCUGAUUGAUGCUGGUACUAAGCCGGGCAAGAAGUCUUUGCUGGCCCUCUGGGAAUCAUUCUACAACGAUAAGAAUCUUGGCGGAUCGUGUGGUGAGAUUCACGCUAUGCUGGGUAAAGGCUGGAAAAACCUGAUGAACCCGCUUGUCGCCGCGCAAAAUUUCGAGUAUAAGAUUUCAAAUAUUCUCGAUAAACCCCUUGAGUCUGCCUUUGGCUAUGUUAGUGUGUUGCCUGGUGCCUUCUCAGCUUACCGUUAUCGUGCAAUUAUGGGCCGGCCCCUUGAGCAGUACUUCCACGGUGACCACACUCUCUCGAAACAGCUUGGUAAGAAGGGUAUCGAGGGUAUGAAUAUCUUCAAGAAGAACAUGUUCCUUGCUGAGGAUCGUAUUCUUUGCUUCGAGUUGGUGGCCAAGGCUGGUUUCAAGUGGCAUUUGACCUAUGUCAAGGCUUCUAAGGGUGAGACUGAUGUCCCCGAGGGUGCUGCGGAAUUCAUCGGUCAGCGUCGUCGCUGGCUGAACGGUUCAUUUGCGGCCAGUCUGUAUGCCAUGAUGCAUUUCGGUCGAAUUUACAAGAGCGGACAUAACAUCCUCCGUCUCGCGUUCCUCCAUCUUCAGAUGUUGUAUAACUUUGCGGGUCUUGUUAUGACCUGGUUUUCUCUUGCGUCUUUCUGGCUGACUACAUCGGUUAUUAUGGAUCUUGUCGGAACCCCGAGUGAUAGCAACAAGAACAAAGGCUGGCCCUUUGGCAAUGAGGCCACGCCGAUUGUGAACAACUUCCUGAAAUAUGGCUAUGUGUUCUUCCUCAUGCUGCAAUUCAUUCUGGCCCUGGGUAACCGACCUAAAGGUUCCCGCCUGGCCUACACCCUUUCGUUCAUCUACUUCAGUAUUGUGCAGUGUUAUAUCCUGGUUUUGUCAUUCUACCUGGUUAAGAAUGCUUUCACCGGAGGUACUCUGGAUUUCGAUAUGAGCCAAGGCAUUAGCAAAUUCUUGUCGUCCUUCUUCAGCUCUGCCGGUGCCGGUAUCGUCUUGAUUGCUUUGGUGUCCACCUAUGGCAUCUACUUCCUCGCUAGUUUCCUGUAUAUGGAUCCUUGGCAUAUGUUCACAUCUUCUUGGGCUUACUUUGCUGGUAUGACGUGCUCGAUCAAUAUCCUGAUGGUGUACGCUUUCUGCAACUGGCAUGAUGUUUCUUGGGGUACCAAGGGAUCGGAUAAGAGUGAGGCACUGCCAGAGGCCCAGACCAAGAAGGAUGAUGCCAAGUCCAACUUCAUCGAGGAAGUGGAUAAGCCGCAGGCCGAUAUCGAUAGCCAAUUCGAGGCGACCGUCAAGCGUGCGCUGGCGCCGUUUGAGGAACCCGAGGAGAAGGACGAGAAGAGCAUGGACGACUCGUACAAGGCCUUCCGUACCAAUUUGGUGCUCCUGUGGAUCUUCAGCAACCUGAUCUUGACGCUUUGCAUCACUAGCGAAGGAAUUGACCGGUUCUGUCUGACAAAUACCUCCACUGUUCGAACGUCCAAUUAUUUCUCGGCCAUUCUUUGGACGACCGCUGGUUUAUCCUGGUUCCGCUUCCUCGGCUCGCUCUACUUCCUGGGCAAGUCCGGCAUCCUUUGCUGCGUGUCCCGACGCUAA